UGGAGCCUCCCAGCUCCGAAGCGAAUGGAAAGAUCCGGCAGGAACUCCGCGGCCGGGAGAAGAAGUUGGGAGAAGGAGCGGCCGUAGUCGCGGGGAGUACCGUCGGCGAACAGACAGACAGACAGACCGCCCAGAUUAUCUCCCAACUUGGAUAAUGUCUACCGCCUUAGUGGUGACACAUCAACUGAGAGAAAAUACAGAGACAGCAAAAAAUUUCCUCUUUCGUGGAUCUACCUUGUCUGAGAUUAUUGAAGAAACGGAAUAUAUUAAAAAGAUUCGUUCCACGCUAGCAAAAGUUCAGCCUCUGUUAUAUAAAAAGGAAUUCAACCCUAGCAUUGAAAAUGGCACGCUGGAUUCAAAGCUGCGUUUUACAGAAUCUGGAUUGGUCCCUGAUGAAGAGACGCUGUCUUCCAACAACGAGGAGACAUUAAAAAGGAUGAAAGAAGUAGAAGAAGAAUUAUUAUGUGUGAACAAAGAAAACGAAAGGCUAAAGAUGAAGCUUGAAGCUUUAAGGGCAGCCGGUGUUGAGUGUUUGAAGCAAAGCUCCCAAAAGCUCCAGGAGAAUUACACGAAACGUUCUGAAGAUAAGAAGAAAAGACAGGAAGGAGUCAUAAAUAAAAUGAAGGCCCGCAAACUUGAGCAAGAGCAGAUCUUAAAGCAAAGCACAGACAGCCUCAGCCAGCUAAGCGUGCAAUUGAAUGAGAAAUAUGGCCAGGUUGAAGAACUGGGAAAACGAGUACAAAGGAUGGAAGAGGAAAAGAAAACACUGGAUGAAAAGAAACAGCUUUUAAAAAAGAAGUUGCAUCAGAUGAUGUCAAAAGCUGAGAAUGCUCAAAGCUGUGUAAAAGUUCAGUCAGAGAUGUGUGUUCUUCAGGAGCAAAUUACUCACCUGGACAGUGUGAUCCAUACUCAGCACCAACAUUUGCACAAUCUGAUUCACCAGAUCGAGGGGCUGAAUAACGAACUGAAAUAUCAGGAUGAAAGAAUAGAAAACUUAAAAGACCAGAUAGCAAUGCUUCAAUUAAAGAACAAGGAACUGAAGUAUCAAGUGGAAUUCUACAAGACCCAAUCAAAACCAAAAAUCUCCAAAGCUGUUUGCACAAGGAUUGAUGAGGACUUGCCGUACCUUGUAAUAUCCAGACUACGCAAGUGACCUAUUCCCAUGAGGUCUGAACCUUCCUCAGAUCCAUUACAAGGAUAGUUAUUUCUUUCCAGAAGCAUUUCCAUUGGAUUUACCUGCACAGUGAACUUCAGCGUCACCUUACAAAUUUCAUCUUUUGAAUUAAUGAAUAGAAUCUCAAGAUCAUCUUCUAAGGAAAGAAGUAAAUUCAGAUGUGACAGAAGGCAUCCAGGAGGCUGGGACAUAUGGAGGGAGAGAGUCCAUUUUUAGUCAUCUAUGGGCCCAUUAUUAGAAGCAUUGUGGUUGUUCUUACCGGUGAUGGAAAUACAUUGGCUUCAGAACUCAUUAAUCCAUAAGGACCAAUUACUUCCUGCAAGUUCCAUAACGUGCAUCUGAAUCUACACUGAAGAAUAUUACGGUGGACUAAGGCAGCUGGAUCAAAUAUAUGAUGUGGAGCUCAGAUAUGUCGUUCAGCUGAUCCGCAACUGACUAAUACUAGUUUUGUGAGAAUUCUCUCUUCUUGGUUUUGGAUACCAGGUGAGAGAGAGAAAGAUGAUAAAUGAGCACUUGUGUGGCGACUGCAUCAAUCUAAUAGAAAAAAAAAUCUCUCAUCACACCAAAUUGUAGCUCUUAGUAUUAUAUUUUAUGGAGAACUAGCUGAUAACCCAACGUUACCCGGGUAUUUAUUUAUCCCAAUCCUGUAUUAGACAGGAAGAGCAACUUCACCCUGCACCCUGAUUUCGGCAAGAAUUAAAUUAAUUAAAAAAGUUUUCCCUGUUCAACAAGAAGCAUCAAGUAAAAUGAUACAACCUUGUUGUUUUGCUAGCUGAUCCAUGAUCAUUUGGUAUGCUUUUUCUGAACUUGAUUUAGAAGUGGCUUUUUGUCCGCGAUAUAUGCACUAAGCUGUUCAGUGUUAUAGUUCUUUUCUCGUAGGUAAUCUGCGUGAAGUACGUCGUAUUAGUCUCGUAGUGGUGUAGGCAGGCUGAGUUGCAGUAAUGUUGUAUUGAUCAUGGCCAUACAUAUGUCCUCAAGAAUAAUCAAACCUUGUUGAAAAUGUCCAGACUAAACGUAAUUUCUAAUGUUGGAUUUUCCCCCUUACCAGAGGGAGCCCCCUUGUGGAGCCAUUACCAUAGCAACUCCACUGUGCUGCACAGUAGAAGUUAUUUUAAGGCAGUACAGUAGAAGCCAUUUUAAGGCACAACAGGCUGUAUCUUAACAGAACACACACGCCAAGGGGUGUUAGGGGUGUCUUACCCCCACAGUAUUUUUUUCUAGAGAGUAAGUCAACUGUGUACCAAGUUUGGUUGAAAAGGUAUUCCAGAGUUAUGCUGGAACAUACACACACAGAGAGUGGGGGGGGGGAGAGAGAGACAUUUAUAUAUAAUGAGUAAAGUGAAGCUUAGAAAACAUUGAAUGGAGAUAUCUGUUUACAGCAUUCCCACCUACCCCACCCCCUCAGUGUUUUUGAAUCUUUUCUUUUAUGUACACUGAGAGCAUAUGCACCAAGACAAAUUCCUUGUGUGUCCAAUCACACUUGGCCAAUAAAAUUCUAUUCUAUUCUAUUCUAUUCUAAUUAUAACAUAGUUGUGUAAAAUGAUAAUUUUACAAAUGAUGUUUCUGAAGGAAGUAAAACACUUCUGGGAAGUGCAUCUAAGCACAGACAAGCCAGUCCUGAAGCCAUCCCUAUGUCAUGAUUUAGAAUCGGUAAAAUGUAAGUGUUCUGCAUAGAGCUCUUCUAAGGGAGGUUCAUCAAAGCAGUAUGCCUGAGGCAAGAAAGCAGGAAUAUAUAUUUCAGUUAUAAAACAGAUUGUACAUUUGUCUGGGCCCUGUUCUGUGACAGCGCAAGAGCAAGUUUGCCCAUAAUUAAAUGAAUACAUUAUUUAUUUAUCUAUAAUGAUUAUACCAUCCUUAAGAUUGUAUUUCAAGAGCGGCUUGCCAAGACUGUCAAAGCAUAAUGAGGAAAUGGACAAUCUAAAAGCCAUGAAAUCAAGAGAGUGGUUAUCAGGAUAAGAAGAGCAUUUAAACAUCUCAAGGACGGUCUCUCUAGUGACCAGUGUGAUAAUGAAAGGCAAGGUUGGUUGUUCCUUGGCCUGCAGCGAGAUUUAUGCUUCAGUCUGGCUGGAUCGUGUUUGCACUGUAGCAAAAUAAAUAACUGGUACAAUGUUCAAUCAAUUAUUUAAACCACAAGAUCAUAAGGUAAGCUGGCGUACGUUGCGGAUAAAACUAUGAAUUUAGCUGAAGGCAACCUUGUCAGCAUUAUGAGUGUAACCAUGAUUCGAUUACCAUGGUUUCAUGAUAAUCAGGAAUGCAAUGAACUACUUUCUUCUCUGCUUCAGCCCAACCAUCCCUCUUCACUUGCUCAAAAACAUGUUUUCCAAGUCAGGCUCACCACAGAACACUCACUACUCCCUUCAGGGUGCAGCUAUAUUAGUCUUUCUGCCUUAAAUGUGUGCCUAUUUGGGGUUCAUUUUCCCCUUUUUCCUGCUCCCUGCACUUGAGCAAUCAGAAAAUAUAAUAAAUGCCCACUGCUUAUGCAAAUGGAGCCCCGAUGCGUCUACCACUCACACAAAACCAUCCCCUGCCCCUACUGUCGGGCCGCUAAGCCAGAAUUUUCCAGUGUUUCAUUAUAUAACAAAAAAGCAAGAUAAAAAUGUCCAAAUAAACAAAUUAAGCGCGAAAUAAAACCCAGAUCCAACAGAGGUUGGGUACACAGGCAGUCCUCAACUUACAACAAUUCAUUUAGUGACCGUUCAAAGUUACAACGGCACUGAAAAAAGUGACUUACGACCAUUUUUCCACCAUUAGAAUAGAAUAGAAUAGAAUAGAAUAGAAUAGAAUAGAAUAGAAUAGAAUAUUUAUUAUGACCAUUCCCACCAUGGUCACGUGAUUUACAACUGGAUGUUGGCAACUGGUUCAUAUUUAUGACGGGUGCAGUGUCCCAAAGUCAUGCGAUCCCUUUUUGCAAACUUCUGACAAGCAAAGUCAAUGGGGAAGCCAGAUUCACUCAACAACCGCGCUACUAACUUAACAACUGCAGUGGUUCAUUUUAACAGAUGUGGCAAGAAAAGUCGUGAAAUGGAGCAAAAGUCAACAAAUUUCUCACUUAGCGACAUAAAUUUUCAGCUCAGUUGUGGUUGUAAGUCGAGGACUCCCCAUAAACUCUCUCAAAUGACCCUCAAUCUUUGGUCCAUAGUGGCUAGUAAUUCAAAGAAUUGUAUUCUUCAUACUGGAAGG
This is a messenger RNA of Ahaetulla prasina, 4354 nucleotides long. RefSeq names its product coiled-coil domain containing 68 (gene CCDC68). Lineage: Eukaryota; Metazoa; Chordata; Lepidosauria; Squamata; Colubridae. The coding region runs from base 155 to 1153 and encodes 332 amino acids. Gene Ontology annotation, cellular component: intracellular anatomical structure. The record is from RefSeq and is a predicted model, not a curated record. The transcript has 11 exons. Gene Ontology annotation, biological process: intracellular signal transduction.